This is a messenger RNA of Neopsephotus bourkii (Bourke's parrot), 608 nucleotides long. RefSeq names its product DPY30 domain containing 1 (gene DYDC1). The coding region runs from base 34 to 522 and encodes 162 amino acids. Gene Ontology annotation, cellular component: Set1C/COMPASS complex. The transcript is spliced from 5 exons. The record is from RefSeq and is a predicted model, not a curated record. Lineage: Eukaryota; Metazoa; Chordata; Aves; Psittaciformes; Psittacidae.
UGGCUAAUGUCUUUAUGUUAUUAGUAGAUGUGAAUGGAGUCUCAGUAUCUGAAGAGAUGGCUGGGAAGUUGCUUGAGAAAGGGACUGGCAGAGAUUGCAGAACGUCGGCCUGCAGAUCCAAUAGAAUAUCUGGCACACUGGAUUUACAAUUACAGAAGAGUCUUAGAUGAAGAAAAAAAGAUAAUGUUGGAGAGGAUUGAGCUGGAACAGGAACGGGAAGCAGCCCGGACAGAACUCGAAAUGUUACAGAAAGUGAAGGAAGAAGAACUAAUGAUCCAGCAGAAACUUGAAGAACAACGUCAGGCUCAGCUAGAACAAGAGCGUAAGGAUUUGGAACUGCAGAAUGAAGAAGGCAAAAUGUCAUUGCAGCAGGAAGAUCAAGAGGAAAACGAUGAAAAGAUGAUAGCUGAAUUUACCGAUAGAGCUGGAGUGUCUAAUUUGACCAGUGUUGAGGAGCUAGAUGAGAAUGAACAGCUUGAGAGCACAACAGAAGCAGAACAAGAAAGUUCCCAACCGAUCUGAAAGUAAAUAUAUUUUCUACUCAUUACUUGCGGAUCCUGAGGUGCAAUGUCUUAAUUUAUGUAUUUUACAUAUAGAACUGAUUUAUA